Messenger RNA from Diaporthe amygdali, 399 nucleotides. Its product is annotated as nuclear distribution protein nudF. The record is from RefSeq and is a predicted model, not a curated record. Lineage: Eukaryota; Fungi; Ascomycota; Sordariomycetes; Diaporthales; Diaporthaceae. Gene Ontology annotation, molecular function: protein binding. The transcript is spliced from 3 exons. The coding region runs from base 1 to 399 and encodes 132 amino acids.
AUGAGCGUUCUGACAAGCCGCCAAGCCGAAGAACUGCACAAGUCCAUGAUUCCUUACCUAGCUGCCAACAAUCUGCCAAGCACGACCGCUGCUCCCAGGACAGAGCUGAACCUGGAAGUAAAUGGGUUCGACGCUGCUACAGAAAAGAAAUACGAGAACCUGCUGGAGAGGAAAUGGACAAGUACUCUCGAAUCCUGGAAUGCCGCACUGCAAUUCGAGCUGGACAACUUGACCCCUGCCUCACUGACCGAGCGCAACACAGACCCGACGUCUUGGUUGCCGAACCUACCCCUUCAGUACACUCUUGAGUCGCACCGAAACACCAUGAACUGCAUCGCUUUUCACCCAGUCUUCUCCUUGCUUGCCACUGACUCUGAUGACUAUACGAUCAAAAUAUAG